Messenger RNA from Meleagris gallopavo (turkey), 460 nucleotides. The record is from RefSeq and is a predicted model, not a curated record. NCBI's taxonomy places the organism in Eukaryota, Metazoa, Chordata, Aves, Galliformes, Phasianidae.
UGUUUUGUAACUUGAUGCAUUUCUUCUCAGAGACUCUAUCAACAUGGCUAUGGUAUCAGAAUUUCUGAAGCAGGCAUGGUUCAUGGAUAACCAGGAGCAGGAAUGUAUUAAAAGUUCAAAAGGUGGCUCUGCAGUACAUUCAUACUCAAACUUUGAUCCUUCAGCUGAUGUUUCUGCUUUGGACAAAGCUAUUACUGUAAAGGGUGUGGAUGAAGCCACCAUCAUUGACAUCUUGACUAAAAGAACAAAUGCUCAACGUCAGCAAAUCAAAGCUGCCUAUCAACAGGCAAAAGGAAAGAGUCUGGAAGAAGACUUGAAAAAGGUGCUGAAAAGCCACCUGGAAGAUGUUGUUGUUGCUCUUCUCAAAACUCCAGCUCAGUUUGAUGCUGAAGAAUUAAGGGCCUCUAUGAAGGUAAGGCAAAAAGUUGAGAGAAGCUUUUACUAAAGGGAAGUAAAUAAC